Lactuca saligna is the source of this 441-nucleotide messenger RNA. The record is from the annotation of a GenBank genome assembly. Lineage: Eukaryota; Viridiplantae; Streptophyta; Magnoliopsida; Asterales; Asteraceae.
AUGAAGAAAUACGAACCCAUCUUUGAGCAUUUGAAUAGGAUGAUUAAAUGUUAUAUCUUGGAGCUUGCCAAGAUGGAUGUAGAAAUUGCUUCAAUUUUGAAAAGAAAACUCAUAUUGAAGCCUUUUGAUCAACCCCAAAACAUUGAAAAUAUAAGGGGAGGAUUGAUUGACAAAGAAUAUUGGAGCAUUGUUUACAAGAAGGAAGGUGAAGAGAUUAAGAACUGCAUGUUCUUUCUGAGGGAUAAGCACUUAUACCCUACAAGUGCUCUGAACUCAAUCUUGUCUAGGGCCAAAGCGAAUAAGACUAAUUGUGUUGUUGAUCUGAAGUGUGUUUUCGAUAUGAUACGUUGGUAUCUUUCUGUCAUGGCAUCCAUUCUGAAGAUUUUAUGCCAAAGAUUUUUGGAGAUCAGAAGCAAUAAAGACUACUUCAUUCCGAUUUAA